Molecule: messenger RNA, 914 nt
Organism: Laetiporus sulphureus 93-53
Lineage: Eukaryota; Fungi; Basidiomycota; Agaricomycetes; Polyporales; Laetiporaceae
Exons: 3
Coding region: 176-652 (158 amino acids)
Source: RefSeq, a predicted model, not a curated record
UUCGUCCAAUCAUAAAUCACACCUUCUUCCAUGAACGGCGUUUAAUCAAAGCUGCCUUCUCAGAUGGUUGCGCGGAUGGCAUCUCCCUGUUUGCUCUGACGGUCCUUAGAGGCAAUAUUGUCCGACAUCCUGGCAAGGAGGUCUGGCAAGGGGGUGUAUCUAGCCAAACAAACCCAUGAACGCUUUCCUGCAGAUGCGACCUCCUUUGUCUCGGAGUACGUAUCUUCCCAUCCACAGGGUCGUACGCCGGACAGAAUGGAGGACAACAGCCGGUAGAUGCUCUUCUCCUGUUUGGAGACAAGCGAGCGUAGGAUCCCUGAGGCCACGAGACGCACCGGAAAAGAUGAACCCGGAGCGAAACGAAAGAAGCUGCAAACUCCUUCGCUCCAUUUCGCGCAAAGAGGCGUUCUGGAAGCAUACAUCUACGUGCCAAGAACGCAAAGCAUGCUCGCAAGCACCUCAAAAUACGCGACCAUGCCCGCGACAGCCUUGGACUGCGCAGCGGCUCACAGACUCGGCUGACGUUCCCAAGCAGGAAGUCCGUAGUGUGUGCUCACAUUGCGUCGAACAUCAGAGGGAGAAGGUUUCGGCUGUACAUCGGUCUACAGGGCCCCUCGGCGUUAUGCGAGAGCUCAGGCCGUCACGGACUUGAGUAGAUCGUUCAUUCAUUGCAGGACAUGCACAGUCGGUAAGGCAGAUCCAAGCAACACACGCCGCAGCGACGGUCCGACGGAAGACGGCAACACAAAGUGAAAAGCGAGCGAAAUGAAGGAUGCAAGCUAGCUCGCCAACCUCGCGGUCCUGUUCUCGCGAGGUGGUAUCUGGACGCACUUUCCCAAUAUCACUCAACCCGGUCACCGACGACUCAGCUCAGCUCCGCAGCCUCAGCUCCUCGCACAUCGAGCCUUCUGCCG